Molecule: messenger RNA, 1394 nt
Organism: Somion occarium
Lineage: Eukaryota; Fungi; Basidiomycota; Agaricomycetes; Polyporales; Cerrenaceae
Source: the annotation of a GenBank genome assembly
AUUUGGGCGCCUAUCGGCCACAUACUUAAACAAGGCGAGCGAGUCACUCACCAAGAACGGCCAAAGAUGCAACGCAGACAAUAACUGCCACACCUUAUACAAGUUCUUCUUCAGAUCCACCCUACUGAACCCGCCCCGAGCUACGUCCUUUAUCUCUCAGCAUUAUAUGGAAACAAAGUCAACACGCAGGUCGAAGUCCAAAUCGUUGAAUCACGUUCAGGACGAGUGGCAUGCAGAGAAAUUGAAACACGAUUGGAAGCAAUCGCUUUUUGGCAGAAGAAAAGGCAAACCUUUAUCCACCAUAGGUCAAAGCAGCUCUUCUGCGCCUGAGACGGCGCAAGAAACAUACAGUCAAUUUGAGAGGUUGUCGGACAACCCCCUCGUGGCAAGGCGAUGCUCGCCAACCGCAUUCUCUCGGGAUCUAGAACAUCAUGUCAAGGAUAACCAGAAUGUGGAAGGCGCAGACGCCGUUUCUAGGAAUAACGCUCUGCUCGCCAAAUAUGGCAUUAAAGUUCGAGAUUUUGCAUACGAAAGUACGUUGCCACAUCUACCUACGGUGUGGCAUGUACCAGAGCAGAUCAUCGUGGGUCCGAAACGUAGAAGACCAUAUGACGAAGAUGACGAAGACGAGGCUCAAUAUGCGGCACGGAGGCCAUAUCCUGCCCUGCAAAGUCAACAUUCCAACCCCAUCAUUUCUGGGACUAACGAGCAGGAGGCAUGGGUCGACACGCCACCCGUCACCCCCCAUGGGACUCUCAUGACUAUCCCUCCCACUGAUGAAGAACACAGUCCGCAAUCACGAACUCAGUCUCAGCUGCCAAUUGCAGAAAGUGUGGCCCUCACGCAACCCAUAUUCACGCCAGAGCGAACUGCUCUACGUCGCCCUCCUGCUUCUUCUCUCUCACACUUUCUACGCUCGUCAUUUUCUCGCGUUGGUCCCUCGACCUUACAACCUCCCCACACGAGCUCGCCAAACAACUCAGGCGUGGCAAGCUCAACCAAACAUAGAUCGCCUUCACUGACAAACUUCCUUUGCCCCUACCACUUGCGCAGUAGAGCGAAAGCUCCUGCACCCGCCCCUUCGCGGCCCACUUCUCGAACACGAACUAAUCGUUCAUUAUCUACUCCUCUUCAAGAGAUGGCGCAUAACAAUCGAGCAAUAAAGAUCAGACGGCGCCCCUCGACUUCAGUCCCACCACGCAGAAGUUCUCGCCUAACACAGAAGUCAAGACAACCAUAACCAUAACCUUUCUUUUGAAUGUAACAUAUUUAUUCGCACAUUGUCUCUGUUGUUGUAUUCUAGUGAUUGUUGUAUUCUGGAUAACAGUUACCCCCUAUACCCAACCGUCCCUCUUAUUGCUGUUUCGCUCUCGAAGUCCACAUGCUUUCUCUUU